AAUUUUAGGGGGCAAGGUAUAUCAUUACCACUAUGCUCGAUAGGACAGUUUGCUUGCCGAAACAGUCCCAAGUGCAUUCCUAUGUCAUGGCUUUGUGAUGGUGCCCGUGACUGUCCAGAUGGCAGCGACGAAACACACAACCAGUGCCAUUCACACCGAAGUACGUCGUUUGAAGAUAAUGUUGCAUUUGAAGCAAUAGACUGCGAUAAU
Messenger RNA from Haemonchus placei, 210 nucleotides. The record is from the annotation of a GenBank genome assembly. NCBI's taxonomy places the organism in Eukaryota, Metazoa, Nematoda, Chromadorea, Rhabditida, Trichostrongylidae.